This is a messenger RNA of Diatraea saccharalis (sugarcane borer), 1364 nucleotides long. The record is from the annotation of a GenBank genome assembly. NCBI's taxonomy places the organism in Eukaryota, Metazoa, Arthropoda, Insecta, Lepidoptera, Crambidae.
GUAAUAGCUAAUGGAAAUAAUGACUGUAAAUGGAAACAAAUAAUACGUUGAAAAUAAUUAAAAUAAAAAAAAUAUGAUACGAUUUAUAAUAAUAAAUAAUAGAUCAAGGCAAUUAAAAAAACAUAGGAACUAACAAUGACAAAAAGAAAAAAAAGUACAAAAUGAUAAAAUAUUACUAAUUAAGUUAUCAAAAAGGAUGGUUUUUUCAGUCAUUCGCCAACAGUAACUAGUCUUUCUGUUGGCGAAUAGCUGAAAGAAUUAUUGAAAUGAAAAUAGUAUAAUGUACAUAUUGUAUUGCAGCUACGAAACUGGCAAUGGUAUCAAACGAGAAGAGACCUCUUAUGAGAAGGUAAUACCUAAGACACGUUCCGCAGGCAGUGAAGAGGGUGAGGAAAAUGAUGAUAGCAACGAAAUCCACGUCCAGGAAGGGUCGUACUCCUACGUCGCACCUGACGGCACUGUCAUUUCUGUCAAGUACAUCGCUGACGAAAAUGGUUUCCGCCCUGUUGGUGAUCACCUUCCAAGAGCUCCUGGUUUAGUACCACAAACAAGUACUGGUGAAAAAUCUGGACGGGCUCUUAAAUCUGACCUAAAGAAAGCCGAGUCUAAAAACGCUGUAUCUGCUUUGUCCAAAUCAGAACCAGAAGAAUCCCCUAAAGAAGUAGCGGUUGUAGCUGAAAAGGAUUCGAGUCCACUUGCAUCUGAAACAUCGGCAAUCUCCUCUGAAAAGUCCUCGUCAGAAGUUUCUUCAAACUCGGCUGCAGUCAAAAAUGAACCCACCACGUUACCGGCAGCAGAAGAAUCAAAAGCGAAAUCAGACAGCACUUCAGCUGUAGGCGCGGCAUCUGUUACCGAAGCUGCAGCAACUGCAGCAGCUCCUGAAGCACCCGUUUCCACAACAGAAGCUGCCACAGAAACUUUGAAUACAAAAGAAGCAUCGUCUGCAGAAGCAGUCUCAUCAGCAGAGUCAUCAACAACGCAAGCAGCAUCUAGCUCAGAAGUAGCUUCGACAGCAGGUGGAUCGAGCCCAAAAUCCGAAUCAGAAGAACAACCCAUAUCCGAAUCUGCUACAGCUGCAGUACCUCUAUCAAGUGAUAUCUCAACAGAAAAAAAUAAUCCCUCUACUACUUCUUCAUAGAUCUAGAAAUAGGUUAAAGGUUCCAUGGGCAAUUUUACUUCACCUGAAAAAUUGUGAGUAAAUAAUUACUUUUGUAUAAAAACGACGUAGCUCUAUAAAAUAUAAUAUAAUGCGAUACGGGUAAAACGGAAUAAUUAUUUUAUAGGUAUCCUAUAAUAAAAUGUGAUAUCAUCCUAUUUAAUUAGAAAUUGUAAAUUGAUGUUUUUGUACUUAAUAAAUAAAUCUG